AUGCAAAAGAAAAAACAUAUGAAUAAAAAGAAGAGACACAUAAAAUCUGUGUCAAAAUCUCAUUACAACCAUAUGCAAGAUUUAUUAAUUAAGGAAAUAUAUGAAGGGUAUAAUGAUGAUAACAAUGGCAUUGCUUAUUUAGAAAAAAAAAGAAGAAAAAAGAAAAAAACACGAAAUAAAUAUGUAGAACGAUUGAAAAGCUUAUAUAGUGAAAUUAAAUUAGAAAAGUGUUUAAAAUAUGGUUUACAAAAUAUAAAAAAAAUAAAAAAGAAAAAUUAUGCCGCCAAAAUAAUUUUUUUGAAAAUAAUAGGGAACUGCUAUUUCUAUUUUGAGAAUUAUAAAUCCAGUUCUUUGACAUAUAUAUUAUUGUCAAAAUAUAUGAAAAAAAUUGUAAACAAAAAUAAAAUAGAAAUAUUUUAUAAUGCCGGUGUAAUAUUCACGAAAUACUUUUUACAAACAAAUAAUGUGUCUUAUUAUUUAAGUGCAAAAUCAUGUUUUAAUUAUUCUUUAUUGUAUAAUGAUAAAGAAAGCACGUACUUUAAUGAACUUAUAUACAAUAAUAUUCGACGCAUACUUAAAAAGUAUUUUAUAACGGAUAUAACUAAACACAUUAUCCAAGGGGAUAAAAAAGAAACAAAUAUCAACGACAGUAAUAAUAAAGAAAUCAAUGGUUUUGAUAGCAAUAUUAAUGAAGAUAAUUUACUAGAUACAGAUUUCCCUCUAUGUUUAUAUAAUAGCAUUAUGUUUACUGUUGAUGUAUUUAAUUUGCCAAAAAAUAUGCAAAAAACAUAUCAUCGUAAAAUAAUGAAAGAACAAACUUGGUAUUUUAGUAAAACAAAUAAUUUUAGUGUGCAAAAUAAUUUUGAUGGAAUGCAUGGGGAUUAUAAUGAUAGUCCAUUAGAAGCAUUAUCUUUUUCAUAUAGUAAUAAAAAUAAAAAAAUUCGAAAAGAUAUAUACAAUAAUAAAGAUAUCGAUUUUUUUGAAAAUUGUAAUUUAAAUGAUAAAAUAUUCAAUAAUGCCAGUGAUGGUUCUAGUGAUAUGGAAUCAGGAAAAGACAGUUUUUCAAACAAAUCGAAUUCGAAUAUAGAGUAUAAUAAUAAUAUUAGAGGAAAAUAUUCAGGGAAUAUGCCUUCCGAUUAUGAUGUUAUAUAUAAGGAAAAUAAUUUAUUUUACAAUCAUAAAUUAGAGGGAAUUAACAAUUUAAACAUAGGAAAUAAUAUGAAAAAAAUAUAUAAAGGAUAUAAGAUGAGUUUAAUAGAUGAAUAUACCAAUGUUAUAAAUAAUAAAAAUAAGGGUGUUGGAAUAAUAAAAGUUCAGAAAAAUAAAUCAUUUGUGGAUUUUUUUCGAAACAUGUAUGAAGCAUCUUUGAAAAAUAAAUUUGAGGCUGUUCUUAAAUUUAAUGAUGAACCUCAAGGUGGAUUAAAUUGGAAGAAUAAAAAUGGACCAAAUUCUGGAAUAAAAAGGGGAAGAAAAUGGAAUGAAGAAAAAGAAAAUUAUAUGGAUGAUGUAUCUACUGAAUAUAAGGAUGGAAAAAAUAUGAAUCCAUCGGAGUUAGAAACAAAAAAUUACACAGAUUCAUGUAAUGACGAAAUAGAUUCGAUUGGAAUUGAUGGCAAUUAUGACUUAUGUAGCGAUCAGGACUUUCAGAAAGGUUUUCAAAAAAAUAUGACAAAUAAUUGUGAUAAUAAAAACUUGAAUAGAAAAAAUGAAAAUGGGAUAGUGAAGGGUGACGAUAAUAGUGAAUUUGUUCACCUUAUAAAUUUAUAUAAAGAAAUAAAAAACGAAAUUGAUAGUAUACGGUGUAAUUAUAAUAUCAUGGAUAAUAAUUUUAAUGAUAAAAAAGAAAUAGAGGAAAUAAUUGUAAAUAAUAUUAAUAAAUUCAAUAAAAACCGAAUAAGAGACAAGGUGAAAAAAUUAAGUCUUUAUAAUAAUUCCACGCUUUCUGAUGUUGCUGAUAAAAUGGUAGAUAAUAUCAACAGAUUAUUUGUUAUAAAAAAUUAUUCAAAAUUUUUAAAUAGUAUUAAAAAAAAUAACAGCAUUCGUCACAUAUAUUAUUUAUAUGAAAAUAUGUAUGCAAUAGAUAAAAUUGAUAAUAUUAACAGUAGUAAUAUAUUUAAUAUAUCUCAUUUUAUUAUCGAUAUAUUUUUAUUGAAAAAUAUUAAGGAAAAGGAUUAUUUAAAAAAAAAAAUAAAAAAAUUAAAGUAUUCUUUUAAAAACAUUUUUCAGUUUAAUAAUUUACCUGCACAUUUGAAAAAUGUCAUCAAAGAUUUAUCUACACACUAUAAUAAAAAAAUUCGAAAAAAUGAAACUGUGGAUAAUAUUUAUAUUCAAAAUUUAAUGAAAAAAAGAAAAAAAGAAGCAGAUACAAAAAAUGAUUCGAGUGAUUUCGAUGAUGAAAAUAGUUAUAUGGACGAUGGCAAAAAAAAAGAAAAUAAUUUUAAGAGUGAUGUGAUGAAUUAUAGUAACAAAGCUAAUGAACAAUCUGAAACUAAGAAUGAAUUGCAACUAAAUAUAGAACAGGGUGAAGACGAUAAUUCAAUAAAUCAUAAUAUUGAAGUAAGCGAACAAAAUAGUGAUACAAAUGAGCAUAAUAAUAGUAAUUGGAAUGAUAAAAACAUUUUAAGAAAUGGAUUGACAAGCCUUUCAAGUAAUGACAUUGAUGAAUCCCGUUUUAGCAAAAUGUCUAAAGUAUCAUAUAAAUACAAUAUGAAAAGAGCGAAGUUAUAUAAUGAUAUGCAAAAAGGAAACGACGAUAUUUUUGAUGAUAUAAUAGAUUUUUAUGAAUUUUUUAAUUCAUCAAAUGUUAGUCAUUUCACUAAAUCCAGAAUUGAAGAGAUUACAUUGAUAUUAUUUUAUCAUUAUUGUAAUAACAAUUAUAGUUUUAUUCUAAAGGAUGUUUUGUUAAAAAUAUUUAUUUUUUUUACAUACAAUAAUAUUAUAAAUAAAAAAAAUAUUCAUGAAUAUCCAGGUUUUAUAAAAUUAUAUGGUUUAUAUUUAUCUAAUAUUAAGUUCGACACUACAAAGCACUUUUAUCACAAUAUUGAAAGGGAUACGGAAGAAAUAAAUAAUUUUAGAGAAAUGCAUAAAAAAGACCAAGAAAAAAAAAGUAAAAAUUUUACUAAUGGAAAUGAAUUGUUAUCUACUGAUGAAAGUGAACUAAAAUUUGAUGAUUAUAUAAGUGAAAUAUAUUGCCAUUUAUGUAUGCUAAAAUUAUUAUAUAAAUGUUAUUUAAAAAAAUUAAACAAAUGUGUAAGUUUUCCUAAUAUGAAUUUAGAAAAUAUUAUAAAUAAUACUUUUGAGAUUUUAAAUUGUUUAUUAAUUAGACAUAGCUAUAAUAAACAAGUUGGAGAAAUAAAAUCACAUGUUUUAUUUAUAUUUUUACAAUUUUUAUAUAUUAAUUCAAAAUAUUAUUUUAAAAAUGUUACAUUUUUUCUUAAUAAAUAUGAUAUUAACUAUUUAGUAAAGAGUGAGCAAAAUAGUUUCUAUAGUCCUCACACGGAGGAAAGUGACCAUUUUGCUGUUUAUCAAGAUAUCGCAGGACCUGGGCUCGGAAAUGAUGGAAUUGAGGUUGAACAAAAGAGAAAAGAAAGUUCUGAACGUGAGAUAUUUGAAGAGCCGCUUGAGUCAGUCAAAUGUGAAGAUGAACUAGAAGAUGAUAAAGAUGCAGAGAGGGAGGAUGAUGUAGAAGAAGAGCACGAAAUCGAAGAGGAAAAAGAAAUAGAAGAAAAGGAUGAAAUCAACGAGGAUGAAGAAGAAACAGAAAAGGAAGCAAAUAUAGAAAAAUAUAACAACAUCGAAGAGGAUGAUGAGUGUUAUAAUAAUUCAGGAUAUGUUGAUCAAAACAGAGAAGAAUCUAAUGAUAUAAAUGAAAAAAGUAUUAGCAAUUCAAGAAGUAUUGAUGAGGGUAAUAAUAGAAGUAGUGACAAAGAAAUUGAUUAUCAAAAUGAAAUGAGGGGCGAUGAAAGGAGCGAAAAAGGGGAAGAUGAUAAAAUUCUGAGGCAAAUUGAAAACCAAAGUGAAAAAAUAAGUAGCACUAGAAGUAGCUCGAAAAGUUAUGAAGAAAACAGCGUAAGAAGUAGUGAACUUAGUAGCAACGAAAUGAACUAUUAUAUUAACGAAGCAAAUAGUUACAGUAAUGAGGUUAGCAAAAGCAACGAAAUAACCAAUAGUAGUAGUGUGUUAAGUGUAGAAAGCAAUACAAUAAGUUGUGAUAGUAGUGAAAAUAUUGAUAAUAAAGAUUUUACAAAAGAGAACAGUAUUAUGGAUAAUAUGAAUUAUGAAAUGACAAAAUUUGAAAAAUUUCAAAAGUUUAUAACACGACUUGAUGACAAUAUAAAUAUAACAUUUUCGUCGUUUUUAAAAUGUUAUAAUAAGUGCUUUUUAUUAUUAAAUUUAGAUAUCCCCCAAAAUGUGAUAUUAAGGAAAAUAAUACUUCGAAAAAUAAAAAAGAUAAAAAACUAUUGUAAUAGUUUAUAUAGUAUAUUAAAAAUAAAAAAGCUACCAAUUACUAAUAAUUAUAAUUUUGUACUUGAUGAAAUAAAUUAUAAUUUGCUUAAUAAAAAUAUUUUUUCAAAACCGUCUUUUUUUAAAGUUUUAAAAGAAGACGAAUAUAUUUUUGAAUUGUAUAAAUAUAAUAACAGUAAUUUAAGAAAUAUGUAUGAAGAAAAUAAAAAUAAAUAUGGCAAUGGAAACCGUAAAUAUAUUCCAGACGAAAAUAAUUUAUUUAAAAUAUUAUUUUUAUAUAAAAAUACAAAAAUGGAUGAAUACAUAAGAGAACAAAUGGGUGAUGUUAAGAAGCGUUAUAUUGUAUUAUUGAACUCUUAUGAAUACAUUAAAAAAUUGAUAUGCAAAGAAUUAAAAAAAAAUGACAUUUUAAAUUUAUAUAAAAAAGCUAAAUCAAUUGAUGAGAACUUUAAUUCAAGUAUUGAUUAUCUCCAUUCCUUAUUCGAUUCGCGACUGUGUUUUCUAUUUUUGAGUUAUGAGCUUCAAAAUAUUAUCAUUGAUUUUUUGAAAGAUUCUAUAGAUUUUAUUAUUUCUGAUGUAGAAAAAGAUACUGAAGUAGAUGAGUUUAGAAAAAUAAGAAAAAUGGGUGUAUCUAAGGGCAUGCAUAAGGAUGAGCAUAAAAGCAAUCGAAGUGAUAAUAUUUUGCGUUUUUUUUUGGUUAAAAAAAUUAUGAAAAUUUACAAUAUAGUAUUUUCAUUUUUUUAUUUACGCCUUAAUUCAUUUUUAAAACAUAACACAAAUAAGUUAUCCAAAGUUAUUGGAGAUCGAGUAGAAAAUGUUUUUUCUUAUGAUGAUAAAGAUAUUUGGAACACUUUGAAUAUGUUCAAUUUUAUAAAUUAUAGAUAUGGGUGUUCAUACAAUUUUUUAAAUGAGGUUUUUACGUCAUUUCAUAUUUUUGUAAAUAAUUUAAUAAAAGUUGAUGUGUAUAUUCAAUUAGACAAAAAAUUAAUAGGGAGAAAAAAAAUCGUUAAGAAAAAAUAUAAUUUGUAUAAUUAUCAUCCUGAUUAUAAUGAUCCAUACAAAAGUAUGAAGACAGAAUUUAUGGAUUAUAAUGAAAUAUUGAAAUAUACUAAAAUGGAAAAGAAAAGUUACAGAAAUAAUAUACGAGAAAAAAACACAAUCAAUGGUGUUUAUUUUAACAAGAAUAAUAUAUAUAAAAUAAUAAAUGAAGUUAAGAAAAAUGUGACGAUAGGGGGAAAAUUCAAAAUUAAAAACGAUAUAUUAGAGAAAAAAUUAGGAAAAAAAAUGAACAAAUAUUUUGGGUUUUUUAUUAAAAAUAAAAAUUUAAAAAAAAAAGAGGUGAACAAAUCUUACAACACAUAUAGAUCCCAUGAAUUAUAUGCGAGGUCAAAAAAUAAUAAACCAAUUAAUAGAAGGUAUACUUCAUUUGACUUUGUAGAAAAUGCUAUUAGUUAUAUGAAUAUUCAUAAAAAAAAAAUUAUGAUUAAAAAAAGCAUUAAAAAAGAUAGACAUGUGGAAAGGAAAAUUGUCAGUUUGAUGAGAGUGUAUCCAGGGUUUCACUUACACAUAAAUAAAUACAAUAAUGGAAAAUAUGGAAAGACAAAUUUAAAGAGACAAAAAAUAAAAAAUAUAAGUAAUAAAUCGAGAAAACGACGAAGUAAUAAUAUGUACAUGCUGGAAAAGUUAUGGACUAAUAAAUCAUCAAUUAAAUAUAUGCGUAAAAAUAUAAAAUUUAUUGAUAAUUAUAAUAAAUUAAACAAACUAAAAAAAAAAAUAAAAAGAAAAUUAAAUAAUAUUAGUCUUUUUAAAUAUAUACCAAUAGUUGAUAAGAGUGGUAAUAAAAUAUAUAGCUCUUUAUACCGAACAUAUUCACAUAUAUUAUUUAUACUUAUUUCAAUAUUAUAUGUAGAAAACUAUAACAUUUUGCAUAUUAGAAAAAAUAAUGACUUAUAUAUGAAUAGCGAUAUAUAUAACACAUAUUAUAUAUUUGCGCAUAUAUCAAGUAGUAUUAUAUUAUUAUUAUCAUCCCCUUUGCGUACAUAUCUGCACUUUAAUCCAUCUGUUGGAUCCAAGAGGACAAAUAUUUCACCGAGAAGAGAAAUAGUUGAAGGAAUGAACAACCAAAAGGGUUAUAGCAAUGAAGUCCAGAAUAGUAACAGAUCAAUAACAAAGGAUGAACAGGAAAUGAAUAUAAAAAGCCAUAUAGAGGAACGUAAUAUAUAUGUAAACACUUUAUUGUGUUUUAGCUAUACUAAUAUUUUAUUGAUAUCUAAAAAGGGAAAUAAUAUGAGAAAUAAAAUAAAAAGAAAUAAAUAUAUAUACGCAUUUUGUAAUUUAAUAGAAAAUAUAUUACAAAAUGUUAUGUUUUUUUAUGAAUUGUAUAAUAGUGCAAAAAAUGGAAGUGAUAUUUUAGAAACAGACGAAAAUUUUUCAAAGUUAAAUAAAAUGUGUAAAGAAAAUAACUUAAUAGAAGAUUAUAUUCCUAUAAAAAAUGUAUUAAUUUUUCACGCAUUAUUUAAAUAUAUAAUACCAGAAAACUAUUGUGACUAUUUCAAUAUAAAAGAUCCAGAAUUAUAUAAUAUGAAAAAAUGUUCACUUAAUUUAUUUUAUUCUUCUUUAAAUAUAUUAUUAACAACAUUUAAUACAGAUAUUUCUAUAAAUAUAGAAAGGUGCUUAUACAACAUUAACUAUUUUUGCUAUGAAAAAUUAUAUUAUGAAAUAAUUUUGAGUAAUGUAAAAAAAGUCAUUAGAGGAUUAAAACAUGAUAAUAGAAAAUCUGCUUUUAAUUGUAUAUAUUCAUGUGUGUUAUAUUAUUUGCAUAAAUAUGGAAAAAAUUGUACCAAUUCAUUAAAGACUGAAACAGGCUAUAACAAUAUAGAACAACGAAAACAAAAUGAUAAUAACAAUUGCACACCUCAAAAAUAUCCCCAAUCACAAGGCCUAUUUUCUUUACUAUAUAAUAAAAAAAAUAAAGCAAGUAAUGCGGUGUAUAAAUAUAAAGAUAAUAGCACAAACGAUGACGAAAACAAUGUAAGGCGUGGUGUAAAAAAUCAAUCCUAUUUAUGUUUAUAUGGAAAAAAAGAAAAUGAGAUAUUCGAUAAUUCUAAUACUAAUUAUGGCUUUAAAAAUGGAAUGGAUGGAUUAAGGAAUAGAGAAAAUAUGAACCGAAGAGAAGUACUUUCUAAAAUAAUAUAUGAUAUGGUUGAACCAUAUAUCGAUAUAAAACAUAUAGAAGUGUAUAAUAAAAUAUACAGAAGCCACGAUUCUAUUAAUAGUCUUAUUAAUAUCUGUUUUUCAUUUUUAUUUAAUAAUUUAUUAUUUUUAAAACCAGUUUAUCCUUUUGAUAUUCCAUCUAAGGAUAAAAAUGAAAAUGAAAUAAAUGAAAAAAAAAAAAAUAAAAUAACAAAUUACAAUUUUGACAUAUUUAAUAUCAAAAUGGAUAAAAUGAAAGCAUCCGAAUUAUUUUUAUCUUUAUACAUUCAUAAAUAUAUGCAUAGCAUUUCUUUGGAUAUCAAAAAGCUAGUUGAUUAUAACAUGUUUAUGAACCUAUUUUUUUGGAUGUCAAAUAAAAUACAUACUACAAUUAAUCACAGGAAUUAUAUUUAUCUCAAUUACUCAUUUUAUAAUGUCUAUUACAAAUUUAACGAAUACAAUGUUUUGCAGUUUCUGAUAAAUUUCAAGAGGUCUAAAAGCGAAGGAAAGGAAUUUAUGAUGUCGUUUGUGAAGAUGUUUGAAAAACUUAUUUCGCUAGAUAGCGAUUUAAGUUCUGAUUUUGCAGAUCCAUUAGCAUAUAGCGUAUAUUUGGAUUAUAUGAAUGAUUUGUUUUUAAAUGAUGAUUAUUAUUAUGUAUCCUUUUGUGACUAUAUAAAAAAUACGUACAUAGAAGAGAAUGAUUUUAAUCGAAAAGAAUUUGAAUUUUUUAUGACGGAAUUAAAUGAAUUAAAUCCAUUUAAAAUAGAAAAGGAUGUGACAAAGAAAAUUCAUGAGGAUUUUGAAAUGAAUUACCUAAUUUUAGUAGUCAAAAAAAAAAUAUGUGAAAAUAUUUGCAAGUAUAAAUAUAUUUCGAACGGUGUUAAUAAUGUAUUAGAAGAUUUAGACUAUAGAAAGGAAAAAGGAUAUAAUUUUGAGAAUAAAAAUGGUUUAAUAUGGGGAUUGAAAGAAUUUUCUGAGGAACAAAAAAACAACAAAAAAAAAUUAAUGCUCAAAAGUUUUAAAAACAGAUAUAAGAUUAGAAUAAAACUAAACAACAACCCUUACUAUUUUAAAAAUAUAUAUAAAUAUUAUAGAAACAAUUUAUUCAAUUUAAUUAACAAAAAGAAUAUAAAUUAUUUUGAAGUAAUAAAAGUUAUAAAUAAAAAAGGGUAUAAUCAUUUUAGUAACAUGUUUUUUAGCUCGUUUAUAUAUAUAUUGAGUGAAGUAAAAUAUGAUUAUAGUAGACAAUACAAUUUUAAUAUGCAGAAAAUUAUGGAUAAAUUAAAUAUAGGUUUAAAGGCGUCUUUUUAUAAUAAUAAAAAUGUAACAUUAUAUUAUUAUUUAUUUCAACAGUAUUUUUAUCUGUAUAUAUUUUCAGAGUAUAAAUAUUUUUCUGAACUGGUUUGCUCAGAAUAUUUUUUACUAAACUUAUCUAUGAAGUCAGUAAAUAAUUCAUUAUAUAAUACAGAUGCAUACAGAAUAUAUUGUUUUUUGAAAUUUUUGUAUAUUAAAAAUAUAUUAAAUCAUACAGACACACUUUUAAAUUUUUUGAUUUAUAUAUAUUAUAAAUAUUUCUGUUAUCAUUAUAAAGAAAAAGAUGAUAAGCUUCCUCAUUUUAUCGACAUUUUUUUAAGUAUCCACGAGGAAUCGUAUAAUAGCACCUUUUUAUUCGCUAACUAUAAAUCGAAUGAAAUAAAUUUUGAAGCAAAUUUGGCAAAAGGAAGUAUGGGUACAAAAAAUGGAUUAAAUAGCUAUAAUGGUGAAAUUAUACAAAAUACACAAAAUGAAUUGAAUCAGGAUAUAUCUAGAGAUUUAAAUCCAGCUUAUGAUGGCAAACAAAAUGGUAAUAUUAUUACAGAUUCUGUUGCUAAUAUGUGUAAAAAUAGAGAAAUAAAUAAUGAAGAGAAAGAAAAGAACGACGAAGGAGAUAUUAAAACUGAUGAAAGGCAAAAUGAACAUAGUAAUGCAAAAAAUUGUAAUUUAAUUUUAUUAAAUUCUCAGGAUAGAUUUAUAAAUAUAUUGUUUUAUAAAAUAUUAAUAAAUUUUAUAAAAUCAAAAAUAAACACAUUGAAUUCUAAGUAUAUAUUUGACAAUGCGAAUUUUUAUAUUUCAUCUUAUAUUAAAUAUUCGCUUUUUUAUACAUUUGAAAAAAAAAAUAAAGUUUUUGGUAAUGCAUUAAAAUAUAAAUAUUCCUUUUACAAUUUUAAGGCAUUAAGAAAAAACUUAAAAUUGUGUCUAUAUAUAAAAAAUUUAUAUUUAAAACAGGACUUGUUCAAUAGUAAUAUAUUAUCCUUCUUAAACAUAGAAUCGAAUAAACCAAAGAAAACAAAAUCAGCAAAACGAGCUUCAAAAAAAAUAAAAAAACUUAGAGAUGUGUCAAAUGAUGAUUUAGUUCAAAAUAUAAAUAUUUUUAAAAAUAAUAGCACUAUUUGCAAAGUUGAAAAUGGUAUAGAAAAGGUAUCUGAGAAAAAUGAAGAAAACUAUAAUGAAUAUAGCGAAGCAAAUAAGGAAUUAUUAAAUAUACCUGGGUGUAUACAAAAUGAAAAAAAAUACAGAAAGAGACUAAAUGUAGAAGAUGAAAAUGAUAAUGAUGGUGUAAAUAUGGCAAAUAAAAAAUUGUGUAUAAAAGAGGAAAAUAUAGAAUUAAAUAACGAAAUAAAAAAAAUAGGAGAUGGAAAAGAUGAACAUAAAUUGAAUGCAACUGUUGAAGAGAGAAGAGAAAGCGAAAUAAUGAAAGCAAAGGGAUUUGUAUCAGAUGUUAAAAAAAUUAAAAUAGAAAUCGAGGAAAAUAAUAAAAACGUGGAUUAUAUAAAUGAUGGCGGUGAAAAAGGGAAAGAAGGUGGAAAUAAUAACAAUUUAGCAGAUAGUACACCUAAAGAAAAUUUAAAUAAAAAAAAGAAAGAAUUCAGUAUAGAUCAGAUAAAAAUAAAAAUUGAAAAUGCUAAUGAGAUAAAUGAAUCACUAAGCAAAAUUGAUAAGGGGGAUGUUUUAAUAAAUUUAUUUUUAGAAAAAAAAGAAAAUGUACAAAAAAAUAUAUCAAUAAAAUAUUAUGUUAAAAUUUUAAAAUUUUAUUUAAAAAAUAGAGCUCAUGAAUAUUAUAUUAAUUCAUUAGAUUUAUCAAAAUUUCAAGAUAAAUCAAUUUAUUUGAUAUUUAUAUUUUUAGGGAAGUUGUUUAAUUUCUUUUCAAAUUCACUUUUAUCAUAUAUUGAUGAUGACAAUUUUAAGACACAUAAAAAAAAUGAUUCUGAUUCAAUUGAAAGAUACUAUUCAUAUGAAUAUCUUCUUUCGAAUUUUACUCUAAUUUCGAUUUGCAACUAUGCCGAUACUCUCUCUCUUUUAUGCAUGAGUUUUAUGGAUAUUAAUAACCUGAGGAAAGAUGACGAAGAGAGGGGAAUUGAGGAAGCGCAAGUAGUAGAAGAAAAUAGGAGUUCCGAAGAAAACGAAGAAGCUCAAACAGAUGUAGAACGGGAUAAGGAAUAUGGUUCAUGUGAUAAAGAAAAUUCUAAAGGAAUAAAAAAAACAGAGUUAAUGAAAAACUUGAAAAAUGUACCAGUAAGAAAUUAUACUGAUUUAUGUGAAUCUAAUAAUUUCAGAAAAAAUAUACUUACUUUGAAACCGAACUUUUUAGAUACAAAUAAUUAUUAUAUGUUCAGAAAAAAGUCUAUUGAUAUAAUUAAUAGUGAUAAAGAUAGUGCAAAGAUUAUAAUACCUAUGUAUAAAUUAUUAGUAGCACGAUUAAAGAUAUGCUUAUAUAACCCCACAUAUUUUUUCAUUGCUUCGUUAUUUAGUUAUAAAUAUGAUACAAAAUUAUCAAACGCUUUAUUAAACUAUAUCAAGAGUACCGAUUUUAGCAUUAAAGACAUUAAGUAUUAUAUUUGUGAAGAAAAUCAAGUGGAAUCACAAUCAGGGACCCAAGGUAAUGAUCAUAAAGAAAUGAAUAAUAAUGGAAAUUCUAAAUAUUUAAACAUAUCGAAGGAAAAUGAUUCUGAACAAGACAAUAAUAAUUUAGCUGGUAUUAAAAAAGGUGAUACCCAAUCUAACCGUGAACAAUUUGGAAGUUUAGUACGUGGACUUUUUAUGAAUGUGAAAAAGAGAACAUUCGAAAUGGCAUCCUUAAGUCGUGAUAAUAGCAAAGUAGAUGCAUCAAAUUCUGAAGCAUUAAAUAGUUACAAUAGCAAGGGUAUAAAUAUGAAUAUAUCAGAUUAUGUGAAUUAUUAUUAUAAUUAUCAUGAAGAUACUGAUUUUAAUUAUAAGAAGAGACAAAGUUAUGGAAAUCCUUCAAAUAAUGCCGAAAGUGAUGAUGUCGCAGAUAAUGAGGUGGAAUCAUCGAGCCAAAUGCAUGGUGAAAAUUAUGCACUAAAUAUAUUAAAUAUUAAUAAGGAAAUUUCUGCAUCACCUGAUAUCAAUAAAAAAAAUAUUAACAUAAGCAACGAAACAAUAGAUUUAACGAAGGAUAUUGAAAUAGACGGAAAUAAGUUAAGAGAAGAAGGAGCAUAUGAUAUAACAAAGGUAAAAGUGGUAAUAAAUAAUAUUGUAAUAAAAUAUGAGGAUGUUAUUAAUGAUAUAAUUGAAGGAUUAGAUUUUAUAUCAGAAAAUAAAAAUUGUGAAAAUUAUAAUUUUUAUGCUGCUUAUCAUGCAUGUACAUAUUAUUUUUUGCGAAAAAAUUAUGAGAAAUGUAUACACUAUAUGAAAUUUUUUGUUAUAAAGGGGGCAUUUAAAGUUUGUAAAAUUGAUUCAAUAUGUCAAGAUUAUUAUAAUUUAUAUUGCAAAAGAAUACAAAGACGUGAGUUUUGUAUAAUUAAAUAUUGCACUCUUAUUUUAGAAAUAAGUAAAAGUGUUUUAACAAAUCUUUUGUCAAAAAUUAACGAUAACAUAUGCAUAGAACAUAAGAAACUACAAGAAAAUAUGUGCACUGAUAAUUUAAAUGGUGAAAUUAAAAAAUUUUUAUUAGAGGAAAAGUUAUUAAAUAUUAAUAACGAUGAAAACGAUAAGGAAAAAACGAAAGAGGCAAAUUUGAAUAAUAACAUAGCUGACCAAGUAAUGGAUGACAAAAUUGAAACGAUUAUAAUUCAAGACGACAGUAAUACAGGGGAAAUAAAAGAAAAUAACGAUGAGACAAAUCCCCAGAAUAAAGAUAAAAAUAGUGAAGAAUGUGAUACUAAAGAAAACAAUAUGAACUCAAAUGAUAAAAACAAUAGUGAUGAGGUAUGUUGUAAAAAAAAACCAGAAGACGAUGGAAAUUAUCAAAAAGAGAAUAAAUUAUUAAGUAAAGAAAAUAAAUGGGUGUAUUUAGGUUUUGAAAAUUUAAAUCAUUUAAAUGAAAUUUAUGAAAUAUUAAAAAUAUUAUUCGAAAUAUAUAUACAUAUCGGUAAAAAAAUAAAAAGAUUUAACGACUUCAAAGUAUUAGAAGAUGCUACAUCUAUCUAUGGAUAUAAUAUAUCAAUUGUUAAUGUCCUUUUCAAACUUAUUAUUGAACACUUAUGUUUUAUUUUCGAAGUUUUAUGCUAUUUUACACCACAUGUAUUAGUAUACCCAAUUAUUUUACUCUUUGGAGAUGACAUAAAAAAUGAUGACAAUCUUAAGGAGAAUAUAGAUUUUGGAAACGAUUCUCAUUCGAAUAUUGAAAAGAAAAAUAAUAAUAGUAACAAAUAUUUUUACUUAAAUAAAGCAGCAUAUAAUGAAGAAAUAAUGUACAAUAAUAGUGCAUGUGCAACCAUGGACUUACGGAUUUUUAAAUUGUUUAGAGAAUUUUUAUCAAACAAAUCCGCAAUUUUCCCAUCUGAUUUGUCUACAAAAAUGCAUAGUGUGCUUUUAUUACUAUGUAAGAAAAUGUUAUAUUAUCAAAAUAGUGAAGAAGGCAUGAUAAAAAAUAUUCAUAAUUAUCAUAAUAAAGGAAAUAAAAAAAAAAAACAAAGUAUAAUGAAAUUUGUUACAGAUGUAAUGAAUAACCCUUAUAAAACCAAACUUUCAGAUUUUCUAAAUUUAAUAAAAAAUCGUAAAUUUUUAAAUUGUAAAAAUUAUAUAAAAUGUGAAAGUAUUAAAUUUUUAGCAAGUAAAUUGAUUUAUAAUAGUAAAUACACCGAUAUAAAUAAGCAAUCUCCGGAAAUUAUUCAAUUAGAUGUUACAAGCGAUAAUAAUAACAUUCCAAAUAAAGAAAACACAGUAUCUACUUUGAAUAGUACAACAACGAAUUUAAAUAACAAAAUGGAUUCAGUCUUAUUGCAAAGUAAUGAUACACCAACUAUAGAAAAAAAUAAUGAAAUUUCUAUGUACUAUAUUAAGUUGCAUAACGAUAUUAGCAUAUGCUUAUACAACGAUUUUGAUAUUAUUAAUGAUAUCCGAACCAAGAACGAAGCAUUAAAUUGUGUCAAUUCAAUGCUAUCCGAUAAAAACUUAGGAUCGAAAAAAAUGGAUAAUACCAACUUGAAAAAAAAGAAAAGUAUGGAAAUGUCUACUCCAUAUGCUAGGAACUCGAUACGGGAGCGAGAUCUAAGAAGAUUGAAUAGGGAAAGAAGUAAAGUUUCGUAA
Molecule: messenger RNA, 14184 nt
Organism: Plasmodium vinckei vinckei
Lineage: Eukaryota; Apicomplexa; Aconoidasida; Haemosporida; Plasmodiidae
Product: conserved Plasmodium protein, unknown function
Exons: 2
Coding region: 1-14184 (4727 amino acids)
Source: RefSeq, a predicted model, not a curated record